Molecule: messenger RNA, 8050 nt
Organism: Globicephala melas (long-finned pilot whale)
Lineage: Eukaryota; Metazoa; Chordata; Mammalia; Artiodactyla; Delphinidae
Gene: ZNF594
Product: zinc finger protein 594
Source: RefSeq, a predicted model, not a curated record
GCCGGCCGCUGCGGGCACGAUGUCCAGGGUGGUGGCGCCGCGCCCGAGGGAGGAGCUGGGGCUGAGCGCUGGCGGCCGUGCAGGGGGCCACGGUCGAGCGGGAGGCUAGGGGUGGCCUGGAGAUUUUCCUCCUGGGUUCCUGACCCACUGAUUCAUUGGCUUCUCAGAAGUUUUCUCCUGGAUGCCACACAGAUUCUGAGACCAAAAAUAAGAUGAAAGACUGGAAGACAAAGAUGGAAAUUUCUGAAGAAAAAGAUUCAGCAAGGGCUGUAUCAGAAAGACUCCAAAAACAGAUCUCCCAGGAAUGGGGGUUAGUUGAAACUGGUGAUCCUGAGGACAGAUUAUUGAGGUAUUGGGUAAGCCCCUUAGAGGAUGCAGUGGGAUAUCCCCCUUCCCAAGAGAGAGGUAUCAGGGAAGUGAAUCUGAUCCCCAAGAAAGCCAUUGCAGGAGAGAGAGUCCAUGGAUGUAAGGAAAGAGAAAAAAUACUUUCUGCAGGAGAAAAACCCCACAGAUAUGAAGUCUGUGGCCAGAGCUUCAAACAGAAGUCAGAAGUAACUCAACAUCAGAAAACUGGUAAUAUAAAGAAAACCUAUGAAUGUAAGGAAUGUGGAAAAACUUUCAAUCGGAGCUCAAACCUGAUUGUACAUCAGAGAAUUCAUACAGGGAAGAAACCAUAUGUAUGUAGUGAAUGUGGAAAAGACUUUAAUCAAAGUUCAAAUCUUAUUAUACAUCAGAGAAUUCAUACAGGAAAGAAACCUUAUAUAUGUCAUGAAUGUGGAAAAGACUUCAAUCAGAGCUCUAACCUGGCCCGACAUAAGAGAAUACAUAACGACGAGAAUCCCUAUGAAUGUAAAGACUGUGGAAAGGCCUUCAAGGGAAGCUCGAACCUUGUCCUGCACCAGAGAAUUCACAGUGGAGGGAAGCCAUAUGUAUGUAAUGAGUGCGGGAAGGCCUUCAAUCAAAGUUCAGAUCUUAUUAUCCAUCACAGAAUUCACACUGGAGAGAAACCCUAUGAAUGUUAUGAAUGUGGACAAACCUUCAGUCAGAGUUCACACCUUGUCACACAUCAGAGAAUUCAUACUGGAGAGAAACCCUUCAAGUGCAACACCUGUGAAAAGGCCUUCAGGCAGCGUUCACGCCUCACAGAACACCAGAGACUCCACAGUGGGGAGAGACCCCACGAAUGUCACAAAUGUGGGAAAUCCUUCAGUGGGCGCACAGCCUUUCUUAAACAUCAGAGACUACAUACUGUAAAGGAACUUGAAUGUGAAAAAGCCUGCACUUCUGACUUAGCUCUUAUCCAACAACAGAGAAUUCACAGGGGAGAAAAACCUUAUGAAUGUACUGAGUGUGGAAAAACUUUCCGGGGAAGUUCAGAUCUAAUUCGGCAUUGGAUAACUCACACUGGAGAGAAACCCUAUGAAUGUAAUGAAUGUGGGAAAGCCUUUAGCCAGAGGUCACACCUUGUUACACAUCAGAAAAUUCACACUGGAGAGAAACCCUAUCAGUGCAAUGAAUGUGGGAAAGCCUUCCGGCAGCGUUCACUCCUUGUCCAGCAUCACAGAAUCCACAGUGGUGAGAAACCCUAUGAAUGUAAGGAAUGCGGAAAAGCCUUCAUCUGGCGAACGGCUUUUCUCAAACAUCAAAGACUUCAUACUGGAGAGAAACUUGUGGAAGGUGAGAAAACAUUUAGCAAGGAAGAGUUGCUUAGAGAAGAGUGGAGAAUUCGCCAAGAAGUGAAAGCUUAUCAGUGCAAUCAGUGUGGUAGAACUUUCCGAGGCAGCUCAGACCUCAUCCAACAUCAGGUAACUCAUUCAGGAGAGAAACCCUAUGAAUGUAAAGAAUGUGGGAAAACUUUCAAUCAGAGCUCAGACCUUAUGAGACAUCACAGAAUUCAUAGUGGAGAAAAACCUUAUAUGUGCAAUAAAUGUGGGAAAUCUUUCAGGGGCAGCUCAGAUCUCAUUAAACACCACCGUGUUCAUACUGGAAAGAAACCCUAUGAAUGCCCUGAAUGUGGGAAGGCCUUCAGUCAGAACUCACACCUUGUUAGUCACCAGAGAAUUCACACUGGAGAGAAAACCUCUGAAUGUAGCAACUGUGGGAAGGCCUUCAGUGGGCACACAGCUUUUCUUAAACAUCAGAAACUUCAUACUGGAAAGGAGCUUGGGGAACACAAGAGAGUCCACAAACAGGACUUAUUCUAAUAGGUAACAGAGACCUAAUGAACGUAGGAAAAGCCUGAUGGAGACCACAUCAUAUUGCACAAUAGAAGGCUUUUAUUGCUGAAAACUCUUUGAAGGUAGGAAAACAUUAGAAGAGCCUACUGGAUGGAAAACAUAUAAGUGUAAUGUGGGAAAGCUCUUGGACAUAAUCACCUUUUUUCUGCCUCAGAGUUGACACUGGAGUAUGGUCCCCAGGAUAAAAUUAAUUGAGAAUGUUUUAGGGGACUUCCAUUGUUAAUAAAAUCAUUAGAAAUCACUUUGUCACCAACCCCCAAACUAAAUUCUUCAUGGAAGGAGCCAUUUCAAUCUCGACUACCUAGUCCAGUGACAAGUAUAAAUCUGUUUUAGGUACUUUAGAGUGAUUAAAUCUUUGUCUGGGAUGAGUUCUUCCCGUUAGAUAUAUAUUUUAUACAUAUUCCCCUUUUAUCUCCUUAUAAAAAUAUGCUUAUGCAUAUGUGAUAAUACUAAUUAGAAUGAUCCAUUAAUUCAGGGGUCUCCAACCUCCAGGCAAUGGACGGGUACUGGGCUGAGGCCUGUAAGGAACCAGACUGCACAGCAGGAGGUGAGCAUCGGGCGAGCAAUCAAAGCUUCAUCUGCUGCUCCCCAUCACUCGCAUUACCUCCUGAACCAUCCUCCUCCCCCUCCACCCCUGAUCCAUGGAUAAACUGUUUUCCACAAAACGGUCCCUAGUGCCAAGAAGGUUGGGGACCACCGCAUUAAUUUAGAGGAAACAAAAAAAUAAUAGAAAUGACUUGACAACAGGAGAGCUGAAGGCCAGGACACAAGAGCCAAGUGAGGUAUUCCCCAGAAAAAGAAUGGUGAUGAUUAGGAGUAUCAGGAAAUGAAAAAGCAAAGAAAGGACAGUGUGUGUUGGGAAUAGGAUUAGACUGAGCACCAGGGAAGAGCAUUUAGGUGACCUGAGUUGCUGGGAAUUAGAAGAAAGCAACAACUGUGAAAGGUCAGGUGAUUAGAGGAGAGUAGUUUUAUCUUGAACCAGAGCUUUGUAAUUAUUUGAGAACUGGAGAGUCUAAGUAGAACUCUGAAAGAGAUCAGUGGGGGUUGCCUUCAAGAUGGCAGAGAAGUAAGACGUGGAGAUCACCUUCCUCCCCACAACUACAUCAAAACUACAUCUACAUGUGGAACAACUCCUACAGAACAUCUACUGAACGCUGGCAGAAGACCUCAGACUUCCCAAAAGACGCCCUCAGGUGACCUGAACACAGAGGUGGGGCCAAAUCCAAAGCUGAACCCCAGGAGUUGUGCGAACAAAGAAGAGAAAGGGAAAUCCCUCCCAGCAGCUUCAGGAGCAGCGGAUUAAAUCUCCACAAUCAAAUUGAUGUACCCUGCAUCUCUGGAAUAUCUGAAUAGACAACAAAUCAUCCCAAAAUUGAGGUGGUAGACUUUGGGAGCAACUGUAGACUUGGGGUUUGCUUUCUGCAUCUAAUUUGUUUCUGGUUUUAUGUUAAUCUUAGUUUAGUAUUUAGAGCUUAUUAUUAUUGGUACAUUUGUUUAUUGAUUUGGUUGCCCUCUUCCUUUUUUAUUUUACAUAUAUAUAUAUAUUUUUCCUUUUUCUCUUUUUGUGAGUGUGUAUAUGUAUGCUUCUUUGUGUGAUUUUGUCUCUAUAGCUUUGCUUUUGCCAUUUGUCCUAGGGUCUUAGAGUUCUGACUGUCUGGGUUUUCUUAUUUUGUUUUGUUUCUUUUGUAUAGUUUUUAGCACUUUUUAUCAUUGGUGGAUUUGUUUUUUGGUUUGGUUGUUCUCUUCUUUCCUUCUCUUUUUUUUAUUACUUUUUAAAUUUUUUAUUUUUAAUAAUUUUUUCUAUUUUAAUAACUUUAUUUUAUCCUUCCUUCCUUCUUUCCUCCCUCCCUUCCUCCCCUUCCUCCCUCCCUCCCUUCCUUCCUUCCUUUCUUUCUUUUUCUCCCUUUUCUUCUGAGCUAUGUGGCUGACAGGGUCUUGGUGCUCUGGCCAGGUGUCAGGCUUGAGCCUCAGAGGUGGGAGAGCCAAGUUCAGGACAUUGGUCCACCAGAGACCUCCAGCCCCUACAUAAUAGCAAAUGGCAAAAGCUCUCCCAGAGAUCUCCAUCUCAACGCUAAGACCCAGCUCCACUCAACGACCAGCAAGCUACAGUGCUGGACACCCUAUGCCAAACAACUAGCAAGACAGGAACACAGCCCCACUCAUUAGCAGUGAGGCUGCCUAAAAUCAUAAUAAGUUCACAGACACCCCAAAACACAUGACCAGACGUGGUCCUGCCCACCAGAAAGACAAGAUCCAGCCACAUCCACCAGAACACAGGCACCAGUCCCCUCCACCAGGAAGACUACACAACCCACUGAACCAACCUUACCCACUGGGAGCAGAAACCAAAAACAAUGGGAACUACGAACCUGCAGCCUGUGAAACGGAGACCCCAAACACAGUAAGUUAAGCAAAAUGAGAAGAGAGAGAAAUACACAGCAGAUGAAGGAGCAAGGUAAAAACCCACCAGACCAAACAAAUGAAGAGGAAAUAGGCAGUCUACCUGAAAAAGAAUUCAGAGUAAUGAUAGUAAAGAUGAUCCAAAAUCUUGGAAAUAGAAUGGAGAAAAUACAAGAAACGUUUAACAAGGACCUAGAAGAACUAAAGAGGAAACAAACAAUGAUGAACAACACAAUAAAUGAAAUUUAAAAUUCUCUAGAAGGAAUCAAUAGGAGAAUAACUGAGGCAGAAGAACGGAUAAGUGACCUGGAAGAUAAACUAGUGGAAAUAACGAAUGCAGAGCAGAAUAGAGAAAAAUGAAUGAAAAGAAAUGAGGACGAUCUCAAAGACCUCUGGGACAACAUAAAACUCACCAACAUUUGAUUUAGAGAGGUCCCAGAAGAAGAAGAGAAAAAAAAAGGGACUGAGAAAAUAUUUGAAGAGAUUAUAGUUGAAAACUUCCCUACUAUGGGUAAGGAAAUAGUCAAUCAAGUCCAGGAAGCACAGAGAGUACCAUACAGGAUAAAUCCAAGGAGAAACACGCCAAGACACAUAUUAAUCAAACUAUCAAAAAUUAAAUACAAAGAAAAAAUAUUAAAAACAGCAAGGGAAAAGCAACAAUUAACAUACAAAGUAAUCCCCAUAAGGUUAACAGCUGAUCUUUCAGCAGAAACUCUGCAAGCCAGAAGGGAGUGGCAGGACAUAUUUAAAGUGAUGAAAGGGAAAAACCUACAACCAAGAUUACUCUACCCAGCAGGGAUCUCAUUCACAUUCAAUAGAGAAAUUAAAACCUUUACAGACAAGCAAAAGCUAAGAGAAUUCAGCACCACCAAACCAGCUUUACAACAAAUGCUAAAGGAACCUCUCUAGGCAGGAAACACGAGAGAAGGAAAAGACCUACAAUAACAAACCCAAAACAAUUAAGAAAAUGGUAACAGGAACAUACAUAUCAAUAACUACCUUAAAUAUAAAUGGAUUAAAUGCUCCAACCAAAGACACAGACUGGAUGAAUGGAUACAAAAACAAGACCCGUAUAUAUGCUGUCUACAAGAGACCCACUUCAGACCUACGGACACAUACAGACUGAAAGUGAAGGGAUGGAAAAAGUUAUUCCAUGCAAAUGGAAAUCAAAAGAAAGCUGGAGUAGCAAUUCUCAUAUCAGACAAAACAGACUUUAAAAUAAAGACUAUUACAAGAGACAAAGAAGGACACUACAUAAUGAUCAAGGGAAUCCAAGAAGAAGAUAUAACAAUUGUAAAUAUUUAUGCACCCAACAUAGGAGCACCUCAAUACAUAAGGCAAAUGCUAACAGCUAUAAAAGAGGAAACUGACAGUAACACAAUCAUAGUAGGGGACUUUAACACCCCACUUUCACCAAGGACAGAUCAUCCAAAAUGAAAAUAAAUAAGGAAACACAAGCUUUAAAUGAUACAUUAAACAAGAUGGACUUAAUUGAUAUUUAUAGGACAUUCCAUCCAAAAACAGCAGAUUAUACUUUCUUCUCAAGUACGCAAGGAACAUUCUCCUGGAUAGAUCAUAUCUUGGGUCACAAAUCAAACCUUGGUAAAUUUAAGAAAACUGAAAUCGUAUCAAGUAUCUUUUCUGACCACAAUGCUAUGAGACUAGAUAUCAAUUACAGGAAAAAGUCUGUAAAAAAUACAAGCACAUGGAGGCUAAAAAAUACACUACUAAAUAACCAAGAGAUCACUGAAGAAACCAAAGAGGAAAUUAAAACUACCCAGAAACAAAUGACAAUGAAAACACAAUGACCCAAAACCUAUGGGAUGCAGCAAAAGCAGUUCUAAGAGGGAAGUUUAUAGCAAUACAGUCCUACCUCAAGAAACAAGAAACAUCUCAAACAACCUAACCUUACACCUAAAGGAACUAGAGAAAGAAUUAAAAAAACCCAAAGUUAGCAGAAGGAAAGAAAUCAUAAAGAUCAGAUCAGAAAUAAAUGAAAAAGAAAUGAAGGAAAUGAUAGCAAAGAUCAAUAAAACUAAAAGAUGGUUCUUUGAGAAGAUAAACAAAAUUGAUAAACCAUUAGCCAGACUCAUCAGGAAAAAAAGGGAGAAGACUCAAAUCAAUAGAAUUAGAAAUGAAAAAAGAGAAGUAACAACUGACACUGCAGAAAUAUGAAAGAUCAUGAGAGAUUACUACAAGCAACUCUAUGCCAAUAAAAUGGACAACCUGGAAGAAAUGGACAAAUUCUUAGAAAGGCACAACCUUCUGAGACUGAACCAGGAAGAAAUAGAAAAUAUAAACAGACCAAUCACAAGCACUGAAAUUGAAACUGUGAUUAAAAAUCUUCCAACAGGGGCUUCCCUGGUGGCGCAGUGGUUGAGAGUCCGCCUGCCGAUGCAGGGGACACGGGUUCGUGCCCCCGUCUGGGAGGAUCCCACAUGCCGCGGAGCGGCUGGGCCCGUGAGCCGUGGCCACUGAGCCUGCGCGUCCGGAGCCUGUGCUCCACAGCGGGAGGGGCCCCAGCAGUGAGAGGCCCGCAUACCGCCAAAAAAAAAAAAAAGAAAAAAAAAUCUUCCAACAAACAAAAGCCCAGGACCACAUGGCUUCACAGGCAAAUUCUAUCAAACACUUAGAGAAGAGCUAACACCUAUCCUUCUCAAACUCUUCCAAAAUAUAGCAGAGGGAGGAACACUCCCAAACUCAUUCUAUGAGGCCACCAUCAAUCACCCUGAUACCAAAACCAGACAAAGAUGCCACAAUAAAAGAAAACUACAGGCCAAUAUCACUGAUGAACAUAGAUGCAAAAAUCCUCAACAAAAUACUAGCAAAAAGAAUCCAACGGCACUUUAAAAGGAUCAUACACCAUGAUCAAGUGGGGUUUAUCCCAGGAAUGCAAGGAUUCUUCAGUAUACGCAAAUCAAUGUGGUAAACCAUAUUAACAAAUUGAAGGAGAAAAACCAUGUGAUCAUCUCAACAGAUGCAGAAAAAGCUUUUGACGAAGUUCAACACCUAUUUAUGAUAAAAAAACUCUCCAGAAAGUAGGCAUAGAGGGAACUUACCUCAGCAUAAUAAAGGCCAUAUAUGACAAACCCACAGCCAACAUCAUUCUCAAUGGUGAAAAACUGAAACCAUUUCCACUAAGAUCAGGAACAAGAUAAGGUUGCCCACUCUCACCACUAUUAUUCAACAUAGUUUUGGAAGUUUUAGCCACAGCAAUCAGAGAAAAAAAAGAAAUAAAAGGAAUCCAAAUCGGAAAAGAAGAAGUAAAACUGUCACUGUUUGCAGAUGACAUGAUACUAUACAUAGAGAAUCUUAAAGAUGCUACCAGAAAACUACUAGAGGUAAUCAAUGAAUUUGGUAAAGUUGCAGGAUACAAAAUUAAUCUUUUUUUUUUUUUUUGCGGUAUGCGGGCC